This is a messenger RNA of Dicrocoelium dendriticum, 1813 nucleotides long. NCBI's taxonomy places the organism in Eukaryota, Metazoa, Platyhelminthes, Trematoda, Plagiorchiida, Dicrocoeliidae. The record is from the annotation of a GenBank genome assembly.
AAUUUUAUCGACCAUCGGCUGAUCGACUGGUGGAACCCUACGUUGCACGAGGCUAACGGUACCAGAUUAGCAACGCUGCGCUUGCUGUGAUAUGGAUUCGUACGAUGUUAUAACUAAUCAGCCAGUUGUCAUUGAUACUGGUACUGGCAUUCUCAAAGCGGGGUUUGCGGGUGAUCAAGUUCCAAAAUAUAGAUUUCCAAACUACAUCGGGCGUCCUAAACACUUACGCGUGAUGGCCGGGGCCCUUGAAGGUGACGAAUUUAUUGGCCCAAAGGCUGAGGAACACCGGGGCUUGUUGAGCAUACACUAUCCAAUCGAACACGGGAUAGUUCGGGAUUGGAAUGACAUGGAGCGCAUUUGGGCUUACGUUUAUGGCAAAGACCAGCUCAUGGUGAGCAGUGAAGAGCAUCCUGUGUUACUCACCGAACCACCAUACAACCCUAGGCGGAAUAGAGAAAAGAUGGCCGAAAUAUUCUUUGAAACCUUCAGCGUUCCUGCACUCUAUAUAUCAAUGCAAGCUGUCCUUAGCCUGUACUCCACAGGCCGAACCACUGGUGCAGUUCUCGACUCCGGCGACGGAGUCACACACGCAGUUCCCAUCUAUGAAGGCUAUGCCUUACCUCAUUCUAUCAGGCGAAUCGAUUUGGCCGGUCGUGAUAUCUCUCGCUAUUUGUGUUUACUGCUUCGAAAGGAGGGUAUUGAUUUUCACACAAGCUCUGAAUUCGAGAUUGUCCGACAAAUAAAAGAGCGUGCUUGUUUCAUCACUCUUAACCCGAGUAAAGUGGAGGCAAUCGAAGCGAAAGUUCAGUACCCCCUUCCAGAUGGCUCCACUUUGGAUAUCGGCCCGGCCCGAUUCCGUGCACCCGAGCUGCUCUUCAGGCCUGAACUGUGCGGUGAAGAAUUUUCUGGCAUUCACGAGGUUCUCUACCAAUCCAUUUGCAAGGCGGACAUGGAUCUCCGUCGCACAUUGUACGAGAAUAUUGUGCUUUCUGGCGGGUCAACUUUGUUUAAAGGAUUUGGUGACCGUCUGGUGUUGGAACUUAAACGUCUUGCUCCCAAGGAUGCCCGUCUACGAAUCUCGGCUCCACAGGAGCGUCUUUAUUCCACCUGGAUAGGUGGAUCGAUUUUGGCAUCCCUGGAUACGUUCAAGCGCAUGUGGAUCUCAAAACGCGAAUACGACAGUGAAGGGUGUCGUGUGUUGCACCGAAAACUCUUCUGACCUAGUUCUCAGAUGAAGCUAUUCACCACGCUACUCGCCUCCCACAUGCUGCAUUCCGUCUGCAUUGUGUGCACACAUCAGCUCCGGGGAACCUGCUCACCUCGUCCACUGGUCCUUUCCACCGCCUUAUUUGCGCUGUGUGUAUCUCUUUUUCCUGCUCUCGACUUCAUUGGUCUUCUGUUACUCAUGCGCAUGGUGCAAUUUGCGGUCUCACUCUGUGUGUCGUUUAUACCGCAUUUCCAUGACCACUGAAUUAAACCGGUACACUUACGUUGCCCCUCCCGCUUCCUGGUGACAUCUUUUCACUUCAAAAUGACAGAAUUAUUUGUUACAAGUCCCCCUCACCUUGGUAAUGAAAAUCAGGUAUGCACUUUUAUGGCGUUGAAUUACGGUUCCGGUGUUACUCGGUUUUCCAUAUCGGUGGCUGUUUUAUGAUCAAUUUAUAUUGUCUCUCCGUCUUUGCCUCACAUCACCAUUUGCACCGGAUUUGGCUGGACAUCAUUACUAUCAGUUUGACUUCCAGACUAACGAGCACGCCUGUUGCACAUAUCCGUCUUUAUCAAAUAUAUGAGAAUCUAAUUGAUCUUUGGGUGA